Messenger RNA from Callithrix jacchus (white-tufted-ear marmoset), 3810 nucleotides. It is a transcript of the gene RIT1, whose product is annotated as Ras like without CAAX 1. Gene Ontology annotation, cellular component: membrane. Lineage: Eukaryota; Metazoa; Chordata; Mammalia; Primates; Cebidae. Gene Ontology annotation, biological process: signal transduction. The record is from RefSeq and is a predicted model, not a curated record. Gene Ontology annotation, molecular function: GTP binding; GTPase activity.
ACCUCGGACGUGAGAGGACCCCUGUGGCUUAAGGGGCCGCAUCCUUUUCUUCCCAAAACUUUCGGUUUAUCCCUACUGUGCCGGGAUCUAAAUGUCUUUGUAUCUUUUUAUGUUUCUCCUUGGAAAAAGUAAAACCUGUGAUAUGUCAUGUGACUGAACUGUCUAGGAGGGAGGGUGAAGAUUUGGGGGGUUUCUUAGAGCCACCAGAAAGGGUGCAGUUCCGGUGAGCAAGAGGGACAGGCCAGCGUAUGUAUGGAAAGGUGGCUUUUCCUCGGGGCAGCCCAGGAAGGCCCCAAGAGGACAAUGGAUUCUGGAACUCGCCCUGUUGGUAGCGGCUGCAGCAGCCCCCCUGGGCUCUCACGGGAAUACAAACUAGUGAUGCUGGGUGCUGGUGGUGUAGGGAAGAGUGCCAUGACCAUGCAGUUCAUCAGUCACCGAUUCCCAGAAGAUCAUGAUCCCACCAUUGAAGAUGCUUAUAAAAUCAGGAUCCGUAUUGAUGAUGAGCCUGCCAAUCUGGACAUUUUGGAUACAGCUGGACAGGCAGAGUUUACAGCCAUGCGGGACCAGUAUAUGAGGGCAGGAGAAGGGUUUAUUAUCUGUUACUCUAUCACUGAUCGUCGAAGUUUCCAUGAAGUUCGUGAGUUUAAACAGCUUAUUUAUCGAGUUCGACGUACUGAUGAUACACCUGUGGUUCUUGUGGGAAACAAGUCAGACCUCAAACAGCUAAGACAGGUCACCAAGGAAGAAGGAUUGGCAUUGGCCCGAGAAUUCAGCUGUCCCUUUUUUGAGACCUCUGCUGCAUACCGCUACUACAUUGAUGAUGUUUUCCAUGCCCUCGUACGGGAGAUACGCAGGAAGGAAAAGGAAGCAGUACUGGCCAUGGAGAAAAAAUCUAAACCCAAAAGCAGUGUAUGGAAGAGGCUAAAAUCACCAUUCCGGAAGAAGAAGGAUUCCGUAACCUGAAGAGAAGAUGUGCAGUGUUUAUCUGUGAACUGCAGUGCUGUUUCAAAGCAGUCCAGUAACCUGCAGUCAUGAGCAUGGUGCUCGCUCUUUCUCCUGUUAGGACCCUUGUUUUAAAAGUAACUGAUAAGAGGGACAUGCCUACUAGGAGUUUUUAAUGAUGUGGUAUUUAAAGUAUUGUCUGUUAAGUAUGAUUUAUUAACCCAGUGGAGCACUGUCUGCUUUUAAAUUGUCACAUUAGAAUUUGAUCUACCAAUGUUUUGGGUUCUAUUGUGCUGAUAUUAAUGUAACUGUGUUUAUACCCAGGAGAAUAUGUAUACCAUGUAUGAUUGACUAACUUCGCAAGGGAAGUUUUUGCCCUGCACUCCACAUUAUCCUUCCAUUUCAGUUUCCUGGGACUAUCCCAGAGAAAGACCUCAGUCUCUUCUGUUCACACUAUGCUUCCUAGGGACUGAAAGAAAAUCAUGUAGGGAAAUCAGGGCUAAUGAGAUCAGUGCCAAAUUUCAGCAGAUACUGUGGGGCUGCCUCCUGUUGCAGACUGUGGAGGGUGAGAUGUGGGAAAAUUAGGCUGUCUGUUUGCAGGGCUUAAAAAGGCAGGCUCAGAACAGUAUUCUCAGUGCAAGCUUGGUUUUUCUAAGAAGUGCACAUUUUACCCAAACGCACUGGGAUGAGUGAGAACAGUCAGAAGCAUAUAAAAUGUGAUGAAGUUUUCUCCUAGGAAGUUAAUUUACUGUUCAUUUCAGGGUUUUCUUUUUUUACCUGCAAAGAUAGACAUUUUGAGAAUCAUAACUGUAUUAACUAAACUUGUUCAAUCAAAAUUUGCAGUUGGGUCAGCCAUUGCCUUGUCCAGGUUAAUUUUUUCCCCACAGGUGCACACCCAAUGUGUGUAUAUUAAUGGCCUCCUCCUACUUUGUGCUCUGUAGAAGAGCUACAGUGGAAAGAUGUUUUUUUCCGACCCUGCGUCGCUGAUUGCGUUUUCCAUACAGAAGAGACAUCAGGGGUUUGGGUAAAAUUUUACCCAAAAAAGAUUUUGUUGGAACACUGAGUCUAGGGAUUGACGUGGACAAUCACUAGACUCGGUGCGCUAACAAAGUCUCCUAUUUCUGUUUAAUGGGUCAUUCUUAAAGCUUUAAAAUUCACAUAGGUGGCAUCUCAUCUGAAGAUUUCUUUACAAGGACUUUGUAAGUUCAUCUCAGGGUUAUCUGAGCCUUGACCAAGUUUAUCCUAAGGGAGUACCACUUUGCUUCCUGUGCAUAGUUGAGAAACUGUAGUCCUAGGAAGAAACAGCUUUAAAUAUUGGUAGCGAAUUCUCUGUUUUAAGAUCAGGACUGUUUUGAUAUCUGACCUUGUUAUAUGUGGAGAGUAAAAUAAUGUAUCACAUGUUGAAUAUUAAAUGUCACGGAAGCAAUGUUCGUGUCAACUAGAAACUAAGAAGAUAACUUUGUGUAGCACCUCUUGAUAAGCACACAGCUCAUCUUAAUAUUUUCCAUUUUUAUUAGAGGAAGUAGGACAGAGUUGUGUUUUUCUUUAUAAACUAAUGAUAAAUGUUCUAGAUUUAAAGAAAAGUGACUGUUAGAACCUAUUUGGCUCUGAGUAGUGGUCCCUUUUGAAGCUCCUGGAAACAUUUUUGUUACCAAAUAAAUCAUGCUUUAUGGUACUCAAGCCAUCCAAAAAUGAAAGACCCAGAAUUUGAUUCUGUACAGGACAAAAAUCUCACAGGAACUAUAGCACUUUGGAAAAGCAUCAAAAAGUAGGAAAGAAAUACAGUGCAAUUCUAUUAUGAGAAUGUUUUACAUUUAAACUGGUUUAGCGCCUUUUAAGUUUAAUGCCAUAGCUUAUUACUAAUGACCUGGGGAAUUUUUAAUAGCAUUAAGCAAUAUAUAUAUGUAUUUUAGUAGACAUGAGGUUUCACUAAUUUGCCCAGGCUGGUCUCGAACUCGUGGGCUCAAGCUGUCCUCCCAAUAUCCUGGGAUUACAGGCAUGAGGCACCACCUGGCCCAAGCAAGAAAUUGACAAAUUAUUAUUAUUUGAUAUGGAGUCUCACUCUGUCACCCAGGCUGGAGUGCAGUGACAUAAUCUCAGCUCACUGCAACCUCAGCCUCCCGAGUAGCUGGACUACCGGUGCCCACCACCAUGCCUGGCUAAUUUUUGUAUUUUUAGUAGAGAGAGUUUCCAUCGUAUUGGCCAGGCUGGUCUCGAACUCCUGACAUUGUGAUCUGCCUGCCUCGGCCUCCCAGCGUGCUAUGAUUAUAGGCAUGAGCCACUGCGCCUGGCCAACACCAUAUAAUUAAGGUAGUCAGGCAGUAGAGAAUAUUGCCAGAAAGAUAGAAGGGAAUUUGGAUUAUAUAUAAGGAAAAUAACAAAUAGUUGUUUUAAAUUUAAGACUAUCACUGUCAUAUAUUAAAUCCUUGUAUUAAUUAGUCCAUCCAUUAGUACCAAAGAGUUCUAUUGGAGGUGCUAGGUAGUUUGACAGGUAUAAUAUGCAUAAGUCAUAGCUCUAUUCUUAGUGCCAUAAAGUGUAGCUAAUUUAUAAGCUCUAAGUAAUCAGCUUUAUCCAAUUUGAGGGCAUUAAAAUUAAUUACUGCCUAGAACUUUGAAAAGAAAAAUUCAGGGAUAAGUUGAAAGGCACUGGAACUGCUCAUGUCUGUACCAGACCAGUAAAUUAUAAGAUCCAGAUGUUAGUGUCUAGAAUUAGCUCUCUAGAAUUCACAGGGGACAUAUUUCAACUUUGUCAUAUAUUAGCAAAAAUUGGUCUACUGUGAUGUUUGGGGAGGAGGAAGAGGGAAAAAGUUUUUUAAUGCGCUUGUGUGUGAAGACAGUUUGUAUGACAUAAACAAAACUUUUAAACAA